Globicephala melas (long-finned pilot whale) is the source of this 2064-nucleotide messenger RNA. RefSeq names its product TRAF3 interacting protein 3 (gene TRAF3IP3). Lineage: Eukaryota; Metazoa; Chordata; Mammalia; Artiodactyla; Delphinidae. The record is from RefSeq and is a predicted model, not a curated record.
CUCAGAUCGCACCAGAGAGGAAGAGAGAGGAACUGGGGUGAGCAAGUAUUGUGGUUUCCUGUUUCAGCAAGGCUGCUGUGCAAAAAGAAAGACAGUACCAAGAAGGGAAAUGCUAAGGGGGCCCAGAGCCAUGGAUCGAGAGCUUGCCCCAUCAGAGACCAGAGCCGAGAUCUGCCCAGGAGCUGGGAUGCUUUCCUGAGCUGCUUGGGUUGGAGCCUGGGACCCAAGAUCCGGGCAGCUAUUCCAGGAACUGGAAGCCAAGCACAACAGGUGCUCGGGAGGCCAUCAUGAUCAGCCCAGACCCUAGGCCUGCCUCUGGCUUGGCCCGGUGGGCUGAGAGCUACGAGACCAAGUACGAGCGCCGGCAAGAGACCCGUGAGAGCCGCCGCUGCCGCCCCAAUGUGACCACUUGCCGCCAGGUGGGGAAGGUGCUGAGGACCCAGCAGAGGGAACAUCUCCAGAGGGCACGACAACAGCAGUUUUUCAGACGGAGGAACUUGAAGGUGGAAGAGAAAGGCGAGGCACAGAGCCCGCAGGCCGGGGAGCCAGGUCCCUCCAGGAGGCAAGGCCAGGCGACCGACCUCAAGGAGCCCUUGUCUUGGGCCAACAGGAUUUCUUCCCCCAGACAGCAGGUGUCAGGGACCAGCUCCGAGGUCUUUGCAACGCAACACCAGCCUCCCUCAGGCUCCUGGAGGGAUCCGGCUGACCACCUCCCCUCCCAGGCUGGGGGCCUUCCACCACAGGACCCUCCCAUCAAGAAGCCACCCAAACACCACCAUGGCACUCAGACAAAGGCAGAAGAAACACAGCCAACAAUUAAGCAUGAUGCCAGUCAGCAAACCAAUUAUGGAGUUGCAGUUCUAGAUAAGGAAAUCAUCCAGCUUUCUGAGUACCUCAAAGAGGCCCUACAGAGGGAGCUGGUUCUAAAACAGAAAAUGGUGAUUCUCCAAGACCUACUGUCUGCCCUGAUUCGGGCCUCUGACAGCUCUUGGAAGGGCCAGCUUAAUGAAGACAAAUUGAAGGGCAAACUGAGAUCUUUGGAAAACCAGCUGUACACCUGUACCCAGAAAUACACUCCUUGGGGAAUGAAUAAGGUGCUAUUAGAGAUGGAAGACCAGAAAAACAGCUAUGAGCAGAAGGCCAAGGAGUCACUGCAGAAAGUGCUGGAGGAGAAAAUGAGUGCAGAACAGCAGCUGCAGAGCACACAGCGGUCCCUGGCUCUGGCCAAGCAGAAGUGUGAAGAGUGGAAGAGCCAGUACGAGGCUCUGAAGGAGGACUGGAGGACCCUGGGGACCCAGCACAGGGAGCUGGAGAGCCAGCUCCACGUGCUUCAGUCCAAACUGCAGGGAGCAGACAGUAGAGACUUACAGAUGAACCAGGCCCUAAGGCUUCUGGAGAACGAGCGCCAGGAGCUGCAGACCAAGACUGAACGCCUGCAGCGGGACAGAGACCUGUGCAGCUCGGAUACCCAGCACCUACAAGAUCAACUAAAGAGGUCAGAGGAGGAGAAACUUGCCCUGGUGACCAAAGUACAGCAGUUGCAGAGUCUGCUUCAGAAUCAAUCCUUACAGCUUCAAGAACAGGAGAAACUCUUAACAAAGAAAGAUCAGGCUUUGCCUGGGCGGAGUCCAAAGCCCUCCCAUAACGGUGGUCCAGGGAAGGAGAAGGACUGGGAUUUCAGAGACCAGCUCCAAAAGAAAACUUUGCAGCUCCUGGCCAAGGAAAAGGAGGCAAUGUGGCCGAUGGCUUCUGAUGCUGAUGGCACUGAUUGCUAUAGCAGUGGCAGUGUUCCUGGCCAAUAAGGACAGCCUGAAGCUCUGAAUAACUGGUGACAGCUGCCUUGGGUGAAAAUCAGAAGCAAGAAAUUCAGUAAAAAACUCAGGUCUGGGGCUUCCCUGGUGGCGCAGUGGUUGAGAGUCCGCCUGCUGAUGCAGGGGACACGGGUUCGUGUCCCGCUCCGGGAAGAUCCCACAUGCCGCGGAGUGGCUGGGCCCGUGAGCCAUGGCUGCUGAGCCUGCGCGUCCGGAGCCUGUGCUCCGCAACGGGAGAGGCCACAACAGUGAG